AUGGACUGGCUACCUGAGUUUCCUCCAAACUUCCAGAAGAGGAUGCGAGAGCCCUCUGAGAAGUCGAAGAAGGCGAAGAAAGCUAAGCUGGGAGAAACAUAUGGCUCAAGACCCUCAGUUCCUCUGGUUGGCUCUCCAGGUAAGUCUGUAUCUCUCUCUCCCUCUGUAAAUAUUAAACCCACUGCUUAUUCUCUUCCCCACACAACCCUUAUAUACACCACUGCUGAAACUCCCCCCUCAACCACCAGAUCCUCUAACCUACCAUCUCAAAAAUUCAACCUCGCCACCACAACUUUACCUGUUUCAGAAGAAGAAAUGCUAAAUGAAACCACCUCACCAUCAUCAUCACCAUCUCCUCAAUCCCCAUCUUACUACGAACUUUCAUCUAACAUUGAACCAUCUGACCCUCACUCCCCCACUCUGGCUCAACUCCAAGCCCGUGAUCUGGCCUCUCAAAAGCCAUCACAUCCUGACCCUGAAUCUGAAGUCACUUCCCCACCUCCGGAACAUCCAAACCCAACCACAUCUGAACCACAACCAUAUCAACCAACCCACUUUAAGCCUCAACCAUGA
This is a messenger RNA of Lathyrus oleraceus (garden pea), 573 nucleotides long. RefSeq names its product extensin-like. Bases 1 to 573 code for a protein of 190 amino acids. The transcript has a single exon. The record is from RefSeq and is a predicted model, not a curated record. Lineage: Eukaryota; Viridiplantae; Streptophyta; Magnoliopsida; Fabales; Fabaceae.